AUGAUAGAUAGAUCUACCCAAACCAAAAUCUAUACGAAAAGCUAUCACUCUGACCUGGUCAAAGUAUUUGCCUAUUCGCAGUCUUAUGUAGAGGAGGAAAUGGUCAGAGGAGGAAUCAUCAUGCUUCCUUAUUUGGUUGUUGGCUUCGCAAUUAUGUGUUUCUGCAGUAUAGUAUCGGUAAUGAUUCGAGCGUUGUACAUGCACCAAGAAAACUGGUACAAGACAGCUUUGGCAAUAAUGGCCUGUCUCACACCUCUUCUUGCGUGUUCCACGGCUCUAGCCGGAAUGUUCGUUUGUGGAGUACGAUUUGCUUCGAUUUUAUGCGUCAUUCCAUUCUUGGUGCUUUCCAUCGGUGUGGACUCCUCGUAUCUGAUGAUUCAUGAAUGGCAAAGAGUCACAGAACAUAUGCGAGAAGAAAUACCGAGGAAAAAGGAUAGCGUGGGACAUCGGAUGAGCGAAGUGCUUUCCGAGGUCGGUCCCGCCAUCCUUAUCUCAUGCUUAACCAAUGUUUUUGCUGAUUUUGUUGGUUCAUAUACUUCUUCGCCGGAAAUCACACUUUUGUGCUCUGGAAACAUGCUUUCCAUGGUGCUGGCAUUUAUUUACCAGAUGACAUUUUAUGCUGGCCUGAUGUGCAUCGUAGGUCGGUAUGAAAUCUGUGAGGACGAAGAGGAGAAAAAUAAAACGGAAAUCAACAUCGCCGAUAACAAAGUGAAUAUUGCUCGACAUCAUCGUCCUCUUACUGUAAGUUACUUCAAAUCAGGUUUGGAUUGCUUGAUGAGCAAAAAUGAAGUUUUGGCGCAAUUAAUGUAGAU
Messenger RNA from Cylicostephanus goldi, 812 nucleotides. Lineage: Eukaryota; Metazoa; Nematoda; Chromadorea; Rhabditida; Strongylidae. The record is from the annotation of a GenBank genome assembly.